Molecule: messenger RNA, 6509 nt
Organism: Parasteatoda tepidariorum (common house spider)
Lineage: Eukaryota; Metazoa; Arthropoda; Arachnida; Araneae; Theridiidae
Product: FHF complex subunit HOOK-interacting protein 1B
Source: RefSeq, a predicted model, not a curated record
CAUCUUGUAAUCUCGUUUCCAGUGAUUUUUGAAUUAUAUCAAGAAUUGUAUUAUAUCCAAAUUAACGCAUGAUGCAAUUAUAUUUGCAUUUGAAAAUAUUCAAAUAAUCUUUUCAACAACAUUUUUUAACUUAUGAAGAAGCUGUAACAUCAUUCUUUCCAAAAAAUCAAUUUGAUUUUUAUUGUUUGACGAGAGUAUAUUUACACAUGGAGGCCAGCAAACCAGAGUAUCAGCAGGUAAAUGAAGAAAUCAAGAUCAAUUGGAAUGAUGGCUCGAAAGAGAAGAAAUCCUCAGUUAUGAAUUUCUAAACUUUGCAUACAUAAUGAGUUGGAUGUUCAAACGUGAUAGUCCAUUGCGAUCUAGCCUUCGCAAAUAUUCAUUCUCUCUGUCACCUAAAUUGCCAGAAGGUGCAUGCCUAGAGGUCUUUCAAACACAUUGGCAUCAAGCAUAUAGUAUCAUUGACAAAAAUGGGCCAUGGCAACAAACAUUGCCGACAUCUGAUGAUGUCACUGGUGUUAUUAAUAAUUUGGAUCAGAUGAUUACACUCCUUUUGCAAGAAGCACAACAAUCGCCAGCUUGCCUGACGAAUGGAACUCCAGGGAGUGAACCAGAGCCAACUGGUCCACUUUUAAGCUAUCUGUUAAUGGAAGGCUGUUUAGAUAAACUUUUUACCUGGUCUUUAAGAGCUGGAGAAUUCGUAAAUGCCUUAAAAUUAGAGCAGCUAAAAUUUUACGAAGUUUUAGUAACAAAUUGUCAUCAAGAUUUACUUUUCCAUAAGCCUAUUGUUCGACCACUCUUACGUCUACUGGCCUCUUGUGGAGAGGGUAUUCCUGUUGAAGUUGAAAAAAGGCUAAUUAUUUUAUUAAAUACAUUGUGUGUCUGCUUAACUCAGUUUCCUGAUUUACUUCAAGUAUUCUUUGGUGCAAGCUCUGACCAUGGCUCAACAAGGUCUGAAAAACGAGACAUGUUCUUGAUUUUUUCUCUUCUCAUACCUUUUGUUCAUCGUGAAGGCUCUAUUGGACAACAAGCAAGAGAUGCAUUAUUACUUUGCAUGGCCUUAUCUAGAAGGAAUGAAAGUAUAGGAAUUUAUAUUGCUGAACAUUCUAAUUUCUGUCCAGUUUUAGCUACUGGUUUGAGCGGACUCUAUUCUGUUCUACCGCGAAAGCUGCCUCACGUUCCUGAAGAUUGGCAUCAGUUUACAGCAGAAGACAUCUCAGAAAUGCCUGAAUUAGCCAUGUUUCUGAAUUCUUUGGAAUUCUGUAAUGCUGUGAUACAGGUCGCACAUCCAAUGGUUCAAGAACAAUUGAUGGAAUAUUUAUAUCAAGGAUUUUUAGUUCCAGUUUUGGGACCUGCUCUUCAUCAGGAUGCUGUUGCAGUGCCUCUUGAAAGGCUUGAAAACACUUCAAAGUAUUUGAACACAGUAGAGGAAAUUGUUGCUACUACUGCAUAUUUGGAACUUUUCAUACGUACAAUUACUGAACCAAUUUUAAUACAAAUGUUCUUGAAAUUCAUUCUCAGUUCCUGUUAUGAUGGUCAUCGAAUUUUAAAUUCUUUAGUUGAUCGAUUAGGGGCACAAACAAGGCUCUGUCUUGUUACGAUGUCAUUGUUUCAAAGUUUGCUGGAACUAAAUUGCGAAGAUGUUUUGUUUGAAUUAGUUUUUAGGUAUUUGAUUCCUUGCUCUCAUGUUAUGGUGAGCCAGCGAAGUAGAGUGAGAGAUGCGGACUUGUACAAUCAAGCUGCGGACAAAUUCUUAUCUCUCAUUCCAGCAUCGUCGGUGCUUCAUAAUACUGGUCUAAACUCUAUGCUCACAACUAGCCAAAGUACGCCUCUGUCAUCGCUGCCAUUCUCCGGAAUCAACCACAUGGAAAACUUGCCACCAGUCAGCCGGGGUGGAAGUCUUCGUAUAAAGCGCCAUCAUAGAUCACCGUCCACUAAUAGCUUUGCUUUUGGGGAACUCGAAAGACUUCAGUCUGCUAUUCCUAAGACUCAAUGGUAUGUGAACAUACCUGAAACACAACUAUCUAGUUACAUGGACUAUUUGAGAGAUGCUCAUAAAAAAGUGAAAACUUGUACUCUCGCAUGUAGGUGCUGGUCGUUUACCUACGAUGGCCUCGAUCCACCUCCAAAUUCUGUUACGGACUCUCAAGUUAAAGAAAUACAGCCUAAUAGUUGUGAAACAAAUUGUAGUGCGAAAGUUUCUGUAAAUAAAGAUGAGAAAAAUCAGCAUCUACUUCAAAAAGCCAACAUUAACUCCGAUCGCCAAGUUUUGGAGCUGUCCUCUAGAAAUUUAGCAGUUCUACAGGACACAUUUAACCAAAUACAAAGGGACAGAUCUAUUGCCAUUGAAAGAACAGAAAAAGUAACUAAUUUGAAAGACAAUCACAAAGGAUCGAUACCUUCUGACAUACUCGAUCAAAUAGUCAAAGCAGAAGAUGAAACAACGUUUUGGAACUUAGUGUGUUCUACAGAAUCACUUUCUUCCAAGGAUAGCGUCGAAGACAGUUUGCAAACGAUUGAUAGUUAUUUCAAUGAGUUAGACGCAGGUGUAGGCUUGGAAGGUAGAAUUCACGUCUGCUUUACCGAACCGGCCGAUUUGAAAGACGAAUGCUCAAAUGCAGACUCUGGAGUUUUUGAGUGUAGGGACAGUUGCAUAUCUGAAAAGGACUCAGACAAUGCAUCUCUGACAAUUAUCAGUGCCAAAUCUAAUGAUAAUAACUCCUCUUUAUUUAUAAGUAUACCUCCUUCUACAAAAACUGAUUUAAAAAGAAGUUCCACAUCAGUAUCUGAAACAAGUACAAAAAGUAACAGUCCAGCUUCUCCUGGAAGUUGGGAGUCAUUUGGGACUCCAAAUAUUGGUCCAUUUUUAAGCAUUAUACUUGCAAGGCUAGAAAUGAUGAUGCAGAAUGAUGUAUAUACUAAUUUACACUUGACUGGUCUCAUUUCUCGUUUAGCCUGCUACCCACAGCCUCUGCUGCGGUCAUUUCUUCUAAAUCCCUCCUUAGUUUUCCAGCCAACCGUCCGAUCCUUGUUUCAGGUUUUAGGUUCUUUGAAGCAAAAAGUAGACAGCUAUUCCUAUUCUGUUGAUAAUUAUGAAGACUUAGUUGAGCAGAGUAAGCGGUUUCUUUUCACAAGGAUUCAACAUAUGCAAGAAUCAAAUACUGUUCGAAGUUAUUCUCGAUCUCUAAAUCAAUGUCCUCCCAUUGUAGAAAUUCAAAGAGGAGAACCUCGACGUAGAAGUCUUACUAGUUACUUGUUUCGUAAAAGUAGCAGUUUCUUAAGACAAAGAGAAAAUGCCCUUAGUAAAGAGCCAGUGUUAGAAUCUAUUUCUGAUGGACAUGGAUACAGGUACGUCAGCAAACCAGCUCCUUUCUCACUGGAGGGCGAGAUUGAAUCAAUUAAGGCUAAAAAUGCAAUUCUUUGUGCUGUAGUUCUGGAGGAAUUUCUAAAAGAACUUGCUGCCAUCGCUCAAGAGCAUUCAAUUGUCCAGUUGAAUCCUGAAUUUUGGGAUGAUAUUGAUGCUCCAUGGGAUUAAAUUGUUGAAUAAGUUUUUUUUUACUAUUGAUAUAGUUAAUAUAUAAUAUAUGUAUAUAUUUCAGCAAUCACCUUUGAUGUGAUGAUUUUGCAAUGUUUUUAACUGAAUUAUUUAAGUUGUAACUGUGAGUUCUCCUAGGAAGUAGAUUUAAUGGGGCUAAAUUAUAUUGUGUGACUGUUUCAAUGUUACAGUUCUAGUCAAAAACCAAAAUUUUAAGCUUUACUAAAGAAAUUUUUAUCAAUGAAUUGUGUAAAAAAAUGAAAUGGUUAAGGAAAUAUUUCUGCAAAGAUCAGCUUAGAUUCUUCAAAUCCUUUCAUUUUAUACUUUUAAUUUUUAAAAAAAUUCAAAUUAAAUUUUUCAUUUAAUUUUUAUGUUUGUUGUGUGUUCUGAAAAUGUAUAUUGUAGUGUAUAUCAAAUGCAAAACAUAUUUGAUUGCAACUUUUCUAAUGUAUAUAAUAGUUUUUAUAACCUAUUAACUGUUUAUGCACUCUUUAAUACCAAAAAAAAAUAUUCUUAAUUCUAAUUAUUUUUUAUAUCAUUUAAAUCUUUAAAAAAGAAAAUUUUUGUAUAUUGUAAUUAAACAAAUCUCUUUUUUGCAUUAGGUUUAAUGCUUUUAUUACCACAACUAUAAACUUAGAGUUUUACAUAUUUUUAUCACAUUUUCAAGGUAGAUUUUGUUGUAAAAAAAACAAAUAACAAUUCUGUUGUAUUUAACGCCUUCACCAUUUUAGGUGAUUGCUGAACUAUGUAACUAAUUUAAAUGUGAGUGUAUAAUUUUAUUAAUAAGUGUUGAUUUUAGAAAAUGUUUUAUCUGUUAUUAAGAAACUGUGAUUUAUGUUAACCAAAAGGCAACGCAUUUUGCACAAAGAAAAAAAUGCUUAAUGAAUAUCUUAUAUAUUAUAUUUUUUUAUUUUAUUGAAAAUAAUGUAACUAUUCAUUAGUAACUAAGUAUCAACUUGGUUAUGUAAUAAAAACCAAUUAUAUAUUUAAUAUAUUAUUUAAUUAAAAGAAAACAAAUUUCAUUUUUACUUUCUAAUGAUUUAAUUACUUCUAUUAUAAAAUAGCAUAUAUAUAUAUAUUUCAAUUAACAUUUUUUUCACAAGAUUUAUUUCUCAUUGCAAACAAAAUAAUUUGAUCUCAGAAUUAAUAAAUAAAGAAUGGACUGAAAUUACUAUAUGACAUGCUGUACUAUAUAAGCCAACUAAAAUUUUCAUUUUUCAAUUGUUUUUAUUAUUUGUACUAUUAAAAGCUUUUAAGUGUAAAUGUGAAAUAAGCAGUUAUUAAAUAUUGUGUUUAAAAUUUUUAGUUUGCAGUAAAUCUUAAACCUCUUUUGUUACGAGUACCAUAUUUAGCCGGCAUUCUGACGAUGCCCUGUGUAUACAAGACCCAUAUUUACGUGACACUUAGUUUGUCUGGUUUGUUUUAAAAUUUAUCAUACUGAAUUUAUUGCUAAAAGUUUUACAACAAAAUGCUUGCAAAAAACAAAAAUGCUUGCAAAACCACCAAAUAUAUUUUUAUCUAACACUUAAAUUAAAAAAAUCGGAAAGUUUAUUAGGUGAACUGUCCAGUUGCGCCUGUUCAAUGGUUAACUACCAUUGACUUUUUCACUAUUCUUGCGCUAUUUGUUGAUCAUAUUUAUUGUAUUUUUACAGCAAUCUUUCUUGCUAUAAUUUUAAUUUUCCUAUUCAUCCCGUUAAUGUAUUGAAGAAAACUGGUUUCCAGCAGUAAAAUUGUUAUACUACUGAAAAUUGCAAUUGAAAUAUUAAAGAAAGUCUCUCACUUUUGACACAGAUUAUGUUUUCUUAUAUAAAAUGUCCUAUAACCAAUGAAAUUAAUGCAGUUCUAGAAAUAAGUUUUUAUUUUAAUAUAAUUUUUAGAAAUAAGUUCUUAUUUUUUUUAGAAAAUUAGAUGAAUUAGAGAAUUAUUUAGAAAUAAGUUUUUAUUUUUAAUGUUGUAUUAGUACUUUUUUUCAAACAUGUAUUUAUUUUUAAUUUAGACCUGGGUUAGUUAAUAUUUUUAUCAACUGUCAAAACUCAACUUCAUGUUUAACUUUGCUGUGGAAAGAAAAAACAGCAGAUAUUCAUUAUUGUAGUGUUCCAAACAUUUCUCUUGCACCGAUAAAUAAUAUAAGUUCCUUUUAUGUAAAGAAUAUUUAGGUAUAAUUUUUUUUAAAAAAAGAAAUUAAAACAUUUACGUUCUGUUCUAAAAAAAAUUUUAAUCUGAAACCACAAAGAAUAUCCCAAUUAUAAUUUAAUAAAAAAAAUUACACUUUUUAAAAUCUGCAAAUUAAUAAAACAAUUACAUAAUUUCCUUUUUCAACUUGCAUGAAAACUUGUUUUUGUGCAAAAUAUUUAUAGAAAUUGAAUAAUUAAAAUAUUGUACAUUGCUCCAUGAUCGACUUUAUUGUAUGAAAACACAAUUUGAAAAGUGGUAAUUCAUUCUGAUCUUCAUAGGAUCUCAUAACUGUUAAAUAUUGUAUUCGUGGAGCUAAUGAAGUUUUCCAUAUCAUUCUUUUUUUCGUUUUUGGAUUGAAAAGAAAAUGCUUGAAAAAUAAAUUUUAUUCAUGAAUUGAAAAAGUUAAAAUUAAUUUGAUUUAAGGGUUAAAAUUCAUUAUAUUUAAUUUUAAAAAAAUAUUUUAUCCACUUGAACACAAAGUUGCUAUAUUUCUGGUUGUGACUUUAAAUUUUUAUUUUUAUUACUUUUUUUUCUAAUUGUGAUAAAUUAUGACAGCUAUGUUGCUGCAAGUUUUCAGGUUUAAUUUUUCUUGUUUGUUUGAUUUUUUCUAAUUGACUCUGCUCAAAUGCAAGUCAUCUGUGAUUCUAGUUUUACUUUUUUUUUAAUGUAAAUUGUAUUUAAUUGUACAUUGAAUAAAUAUAUAUAUACAACUGGGAUGCAUUUCAUCCCACCUUGCAGAUGUGUAAAUAUUAGAGGCAGCUGAUCUCCAUAUUGUUUGAGAAAAAUAAAUUGUGAUUCUUAA